UGUAAAAGUUCGCUAGUACGGACAACGUGUAUUUUUUGGAUGCACCUUUUAAAGAACCAUAGGCUUAAUUGAAAUAGGUAUAAAUAACUCAGGUCGGAUUAUAGCAUCACAGACGAAUUUUUAAAUGCCGCCAAGAGUUUUAGAAGAGUUUUAAACUAUUUUAUUUUUUAGGAAGUAAGAAUUUAUGAUCAAUUUAUUAUUAAGUAUUUAUUUAUGAACAUGCCUUAUGAUGCCUUAUCUUACUUACUUACUUAACGAUUCUUAAUCUGUUACUAUAACUAUAGACUAACUGUAAACUGUUGUGUAUCUGUAUCAUACUGUCAAUACUGUAUCGUUUAUUAAUAGUUACUACUAAUAAUAAUCAAUGCUAAUUUAACUUUAACACAGCUACAGGACAGCUAAAGAUUAUACAAAAUAUUUCUUAGGUUAAUAUUAUUAAUAAAAUAUGACUUCUUUGCCUUCUGGCAAACUACUUUACUUUUUACUUUAGUGGCUAUUUUAAUUUGCAGUACAAAUUUUAAAUUAUAAAUUCUAAGCACUUUGUUAGAUUAUUUAGGCUAGAUAAAUGAUAAAGUACCUGGAUCAUGCAGAGGAAAAUUUACGCCCAGAGUAAGUUGAAGCCUGAAAAUGGCACACCUACUCCCGUUUCAUCAAUAAAAUGAUAGAGGAUAUAUCUACCAUGUUUCCUCAUAAAUAAGACAGGGUCUUAUAUUAUUUUUAUCUCAGAAAAUCACAAAGGGCUUUAUCAGGGGAUGUCUUAUUUCUCUCAUUGACUCAUGUAAAAUUUGUUAUAUUUAUUCGUAUACAAACUCUGUUUUUACUCAUGUCGAUUCAUGUACAAAUAUCUAUUUUUUAUUCAAAUAUAGUCUGGCAUCUUCUUCUGGAACAUAAUCAUAAAUCUCUAAAUCAUGAAUUACUACCUGAAUUUCUUGCGACAUCAUUUCUUGUAGAACAAUUGACCUCAAUUUCUUAUUUCACGCAGUAAUAGAACUCUCCUUAAAUUAGCAUUUCUUGUCCAUGUAGCUUGCUUGUAGUGCCUUGACAACACAGCUGUCGGUGAUUUUAUCCCAUGACCAUGAAUUGUUCCCCCCAGUAAUGACCUCUUGCAGGCCAGGCUUCACGAAGAUCCAAGGUGAUAUCUCUACAUUUAAUUUAGUCAUUGAUUUUCAUGCGCAAAUGGUCCUUGAAUGGCCUGUUUAUUGCAAUAUCAUGAGUCUGGAGAUGGGAGUCUUUCUAGCAGGAAACAUUAUUUGAUCUAUUCCUCUCUCUUCAGGGAAGUUCUUCAUGUCUUAAGCGCUGUGAGUGCUGGCUGAAUUUCAGAUUAGCAGAUGUCUUUGGCCACCUCGCAAAACAAGUGGCAGAAUUAAUUAAAUCAAUCCACUUCCUUAUGAGUGGUAGCAUUAAAUUGACCCAAUUCCUUAUAGCUGAUUGUGUGCACCAAGCUUUUUUUUUGUUUCAAGAAUAUUAAUGCCUAAGACACGUUCAACCUUCUCUUGCACUUACUGAUGAUUAGAGGUUGGGCUUUUUUUUCAUGCAGACAAAAUUUACCAAAUGCAGGUAACAUGCACUUUUGUUACCAGUGGAGGGAAUGUAGAUUGAUGAGGCAUCCCUCUGAUAAAUUGUCAUAUGAGAAACUUGGCCCAUAAACACGUUGUGCAGUUUCAUCCAUCAAAAUCAUGUUGGAAAGUUGUAAUUUGGAAAAGUCGAUGCCAUCAACAAAGGACUUGAAUGCAAGUGCACAUUUAAUAACUUCACUAUAUUCCAGCUUGAACAGCGUUGUCGAUCCACUUAAAGACAGUUCAUAAUGCUGAAGGAAGCCACUGAGGCACUGUUAUGAUGGUUUAAAUUAUUCUGUGAAUAUUUCUAACUGUGGUCCCAUUGCAAGGGAAAAUGCUUGCAUGUCGGCCCUGUGCACAACCAGAGCCUUUGCUCUCCUGUCCAAAAUCCAUUCACUGAUGAUGCCUUCCAGCUCAGAAAAUACUGGUUUGCCGACGUACUCCACACUUGCUAAUCUUAACAUUGCCCUCCUCCACAUGUUGACUGAGGUUAUUGGCUGCUUCCAUUGUAUUCUCUUGGUAUCCCUCUGCCAAAAGCACUCUCUGAAGUCUGAUGCAACAGCUGUUUUGUUACACAAAGAAGUUGAUGAUAGGGAUUAUUUUAAGCAUAGGCCUUACAUUUCCUCCUGCAUGUUUAGCAUGCUAGGGUUUAUUUUUAGUUUUGGUCUAAUUUUCAGGGAAAUGUGGUAGGUGUAUGCCCUAAGCCUACACUAUAUAUAUAAAUAUAUAUUACGAUUUGGUGCCCCCUGAGGUAAGUGCCCGGGGUGGUCAUCCCUUUUGCCCCCUUUCACAUGGUCCUGCUUAGAAGAGUGUCUAACUGUGAUAAUAUUAAUCAUUUAGUUUGGGCCCAUAUGAUUAAGGGGUAAGCUGAGUGAUAAUUUAUUAAGCUUUCAUGAGGCUAACAUGCAAAGAUAAUAAUUACAACAUAAUAUAAUAUUAAAUAAAAAAAAAAUUUUAAAUACCACAUUUUUCACUCAUUUUUUUUUAAAAUAGAGGUACAGUAGUCCAUUGUCAAUGAGUAGAAACUUGAUUUUGUAUUUUGGUAUUAAGUUGAUCAAAGUAAUGCUUUUGAAUAGGGAUUAUUUAUAUUUGGCUUUCUUUCUUUAGUUCCUUGCCUUUGGGUUACAAGCUCACAGUUUUCAAAGAAAACUCACAUUUCCACUCAUCCCUAUUGCCAGGAUGGCAUCAGGGGCGUCCACACCAACAGUUACUAGAAAUGAAGAGAGCACAAUAGUUUCCUUCGGACCAGAGUCUGGAAUGAGAGAGGAAUGUGGACUGUUUGGGAUGGUUGCUACAAAUACUGGCAAUGAUAUCAACCUUUCUCAUCUUAUUCAUUUGGGACUCGUUGGCCUACAGCACAGGUAAUCAUGUAAUGCAUAUGGAAGAAAUAGCUUUUAGUUUUGAUACUGAUAAUACAUUUUUGAAUUCUCCGUCAAUAAAUAAUUACUAGGACCUAUUUUGGUGUAGUCAGUGCUCCUAGAAUGAUUCUGAGGGUUAUCUUAUUUUCUAUGAAGCCUUCAAAAACAAAUGCCAAAAAGAAUUUAUAAGCAAGCAGAUCAUGUACAAGCUCAUCAAGCCAACCAAACAGCUGGGUGACUUGGCAAUCAGUCUUUUGGCCUUUUGAUGGAAGUUUGGAGGAGUUUAGAAAUCUUGCUUAUCCCAACAACAAAAGAAUCUUGAGACAUAUGAGUUAAUGACUGAGAAAUCGUGUUCUGGCCAGUUUCUAAACGCCAACACCAGCAUAUUCCAAAAUGUAUUUAAUGUUUUUCAAUAAUUCAUUUGUAUUAGUAUUAGGAUAAUGUAACCCUCAUAAUUUUUUUGUCCAUAAAUAAUUUUAAAAACUUAUUUUGUGGUCAACAGGGGGCAGGAGAGUGCUGGUAUUGUCACUUCAAUGGGUGGAUUAAAUGACCCAUUUGUUACAAGAAAAGCCAUGGGGCUUGUUAAUGGUGCAUUUACCGAUGAGGAUAUUAUCAACCUGAAGGGAAACCUUGGCAUUGGUUUGUAUAUUCAUACAUUCAGAUCCUGAUUGGCAGUUUUAAUUUGAGAAAUUAGACAUUUACUUUUCGAGUUCAUUGGAGUAAAUCAGUUUGGCUUUUAAAAACUAGUAUCCCUAAUUUUGAGAAUCAUUUGAUUAUGAAAUAGUAAGAUUUAUAUUAAUUACAAUUUUAUUGACAGCUUAUCAAUAAUCACUUUACAGAGCCUGUAUGUGUUGCCUAAAUUUGUUUUGAUCAAUAAAUUGCACAAAAAGAAAAUUGAUUUGCUUUUCUUUGCGUUGAAAAUGUCUUUUUUUUAAACUACAAUAAUGUUUGAACAGGUCAUGUGAGGUAUUCAACACAAGGACUUUCAGAUACUUCCAACAUACAGCCGUUUGUUGUUGAAAGCCUUCAUGGGCUUAUAGCUGUUGCCCACAAUGGUGAGCUAGUGAAUGCCCAUACUAUUAAAAACAAGGUAAUCUUAUGGUUUUUAAAGUUUACAUUAAUAGAUACUAUGAGCACUGCGUAUAGCUACUGAAUUGAAAAGAGUAAUUUUAUCUUAGAACUGCCCAGUUAGAAUCCUUUACAACAGUUUCUCCCAUUUGAUACCUAUAAAAUCAGGCUGUGUCUGCCUUUCAGUGUGCUAAGUAACAUGAAAGAAAAAAUGCAGUUAUCAAUAUCCAUUCUAUUUUAAUAAUUGAUAGAAUCAGGCUAAAAAAAUUACUCUUUUUUUUUAACAAUUCUAAUGCAAACAUUUUAAAAUAGGUGUUUAAACUUCAAAUUUGUGCCUCAUUUAUACCACUGAACCAUUGGUCUAUUAAUCUUCUGAUGUUGUUGCUCAUCCUUUGCAUGCGAAGAUGACCAAGACUGAUGUGAAUUCAUUUAAGUGGCAUGCAUGUAAUCUAAAUAAUUUUUUCUGAUUGUGUUUCUGUUUCAUGUUGUCUUUUAACUAUCACUUUACUUAAUCGCCAGUUACUGAAACAUGGCGUCGGCUUGUCUACUAGCUCGGACAGUGAGUUAAUAACCCAGCUUUUAACACAUACUCCAGAAUGUGGUGAGCCGAAUGGACCCAACUGGGUGGGACGGUACGUUAGAGAAAAGUGGCACGAAUAAUGAUUUGGUUGCUAGUGUUGGAUUAAAUCGAUGCUUUUAUUUUUCAUAUAUUAUUAUUUUCUGUUUCAUAUAAUGAAUAAUAAUUCUUUUAUGUUGAUGACAUCAAAAUUUAAGUCGUAUGAUGAUCACAGCCUAUACUAAAAAAAUGAGAAAGUUUUAGAAACCUGUUUACAACUUUCUAUUUCUAAGCUCCACAUAUCACUUUUACAGAUAACCAAGUUUUUUAUUUUUUAAAAUCUCAUGCUUUUUUCUGGCAUUGGUAAAAGAUAAUUUCAAUACAAUUUAUUUUUUUCAGAAUUACAACAAUGAUGCAACAGACCAUUGCUUCCUAUUCUCUUCUCAUCAUGAAUAAAGACAGAAUUUGGGCUGUGCGUGAUUCCUAUGGCAAUCGUCCUCUCUGCAUUGGAAAACUACUACCCACUGAUGCCUUCACUGGUAAGCAGCAUGAAGACUCAAUAAUCUUAGCUAUUAAACCUGGGGUUUAAUCUGUCAUCAUUUCUGUUAAAAUUUUAUUGCAGCUGUUUUUAUUUGCUUUGCUGUGGGCUCUGGCAAAAUAAAUGUGCAGCUCGACCAUGCAGAAAGAAAAGCAUGUGCUUAAUUAAUCAUUAAAUUUGUGUUUAUUUUAUUUUGAAAAGUAGAAAUCAAAAUACAUUUUUGAAAAUAUGUUGUAUAAAAGCUUAUUUUACUUGUGAGGAUGGUUUUAUUGCUCCAAAGUCCUUGUUGUUUAUAAUUAAACAGAGCUUUGCAUAAUAGAUAAUGCAGACAUAACUGUACAUUACCCAGUCACAUGUGUUGAAAAAAAUGUUGUUGUUUUUUUCUGAUACGUUCCUGGUCCAAUCUUUAUACUUUAUUGUUGACACUUUACAGUGUUAUUCAGAAAAUCUUCAGGUAGGUUCAUCGUGUGACAUUUUGUUUGUUUUAUCUUUUAUCUGCAAUUGUGUGCACAUUUUGAUGAGACUUAACAAUUUAGGUAGUCAUCCAACAACUUGCGACAAUUUAACAAAAUGAAACAUUUUAUAAUUUUGUUCCUUCAAAAGUUAGAACAAGUUGUGAUACUUGGAGACCAGGUUAGUGUAUUAUGAAAAUGUGAUAAUUAAUUUAAAAGAAUGUAUUUUUUUACAGCUUUUUUAAAAAUUAAUAUUUUACAAACUUUCUUUAAUAAGUAAGUUUUAAAAAAAACUAAUGUAUUGAUAUUUUCAUAGCAAAAAGGAACUUUUUCUUUCUCUAGUGCCAUUUUUUUUCAUCUAAAUUUCACCCCAAUAUGAAACCUACCCAAGAUUGACUGAUAAUAAUAUUUAAAGGCUAGAUCUAACUGAACGAAACUGGAAAAAUGUUGUCUAACUUUAUUAAGCUCUGAAUGAAAAAUCAUACUGAAACUUAGACUAACUUGGUUGAAAUGAAACGGUUGGUCCACAGAUAUCAAAAUGUAAAUUUGAUUAAAAUUGUACAUUUACCAUUUCUAAACUUUAAUAUGAUCAAACAGUCCUGCCUAGUUGAAGAAAAAUUAAUUUAAAUAAAAUUAGGAGAGAAGACAGAAAAAUCCUGAAAUCUACAUCAACCUCAGCGGUGAAGUGAAAUCAGUAAUAGUAAACUUUGAUCUGGAAUUUAAAAAAGUUGUUGGAUAUUUUAAACGUUUUCCUGCUACGUUGCAAUUUUUUUGCUGUCCUUUUUUUUCCCCUAUUACUUUUUGGAUGGUAUAGACCUGAACCCAAAUGUCUUUCAUUAUUGCUUAAUGUAAAGUUUCUAAUACCAGAUCAGAAAAUUAGUUCAACCUUUUAGAUACAGAUUUUAUUCAUAGUGCACAAUUUCACUUUGCAUAUUUGGGCUACGUACUUCCUGUUGCAAUUUCAUAAUCACCCUGUGAUUACCUAGCUCCAUGGGCAAAAGAAACCCUAUCACAGUAGAGAUCAAGUUAGAUAUUAUAUAGAAGAACGAAUGUAAUGUGUUCUCAAUCAAUAUUGUUUGAGGGACAAGAAACUCUGCAUACAUUUUUACAAAUGUUAACAGGGAAAUCAGAGUUUUAAUGAUGAAGAGGGAUGUUUUUUUAAAAUUAGGAACUAAUCCCACAACUUGUCAUAUCGACCAGCCUGACCUGUUAAAUUUGUCACAUUCAGUGAGACAAGCACCUAGAAUAGAAAACGGCAAGCUUGUGGAAUGAUUUUAUAGUUUCCUGGAAGGAUAUUAACCAACUGAAUUUAAGAAUCUUGAUUACGUGACUAUGCUGAACAUUAAGGAUAAAAACUGUUUUCUUCAAGGCUCCAAAUAUUGAGACAGUAAAACGUGUUUGGUAUUUUCCUCCCAAUAAUUUCUGUACUUGUCAUAACAAAAUAAAUAAUACUAUGUUGUAUAUACCCUUGUUUCUCAGUUAUUUUAUAAACCAUUUAGUUCAGAGCUGAACAAAUAUUAUCCACGUAGUGUGCUCAUUAACCAAAGUAACCAUUGGAGACCCUUCUUAUAUUUACAUUAUUUUUAAAAAAAUUAUUUUAAAUCUUUAAAAUUUGAAGAUUGCAAUCAGCAUUUACUAACUUAUGCUGUUGCUGUGUAAAUAAUUAUUUGUCCCUGUCCUGUAUUUAAGACUUGAUACUUUAACUGUAUUUGAAUUUUUUAUGCACUUGAGAUUCUAUUAUGCUUUAAUUUAUAAAUAAAAGGGAGACAUUUCUUUACUAUAAUUUGUAAGGAAAUGUACAUUUUGAAAAUUUGAUAGGGCAGCUACAAAUUAUCAUCCAGAUUCCUUGCUGGUCAACAUGAUGUCUGUGCAUCAUGUACAUAUACAGGAAUAUCUAGCACGCUUUAUUAAUAGGGUGCUUCAUUCUUGAGCACAACAUUUCACCUUUUUUCAAUAAUUGCUUCUAAUUCUAACAUGUUCAUUGUCAAUGGGUGAAAAUAUUUUUGUGGACUUGCAAGUACACAUAAGACUGUGCUGAACUUAAGGCAUUAUUUAUUUAAGAUUGCUGGUGGAGUCUUUCCACAAUAUUGUUCAGCUAUGCCUGUAUUCAAACUAAAAAUUUUCUAAAUUCUUGGAAGAGCAAAAGGAAAAUGGAAUGAAAAGGUGAAUUUUAUUAUAUAGAAUUUGAAAUAAACUCUAAAUUAAAAAAUCUAAAUUAAAAAUUAUUUAUGAUCACUAAAAUACAUUAAAAGUUAAGGAUGCACACUUUUUUUGCCUCCCAUUUUUCUAUCAUCCUUUAAUAUUUUUUUUUUAUAGAAAAUCGACAAGUCUCACAACAUGAGUGUGAAGCAUGGAUUGUGGCAUCUGAGUCCUGUACCUUCCAUGCAAUGGGAGCCAAAUAUGUUAGAGAUGUUCAGCCAGGUAAAUUUAGGCAAUUUUACAUUAACAUUACAUUAAGAAUUGGACAAGCGAAAGUAUCCAAACCAAAAAUGCUAACUAACUUGUGUUUAGUCAUAUUGGUACAAAAUAUAUUAACUGAAAAUACUGUAAUCUAUCAUAAAACUUUGGUCAAGGUCUAUAAAUAUGGAAACAAUGUUAAACAAGUGAGUAAAAAAAUAGACCUAAAUUAGGUACUCUGCCGAAGCAAGGGACACUCCUAGUAAAUUUGUAUCGGAAAUGGGCCUCUGCACAAUAGAAUCCGAGUUUUUAAUUUUUUUCAUGUGCAUGUAAUUUGAAUAAAUUAGGAGUCCUUUUGACCCAUAAUUAAGGUCUGACUCCGCCCAUUAACGUUAGGAGAAAUGUUGAACUACAUUCCCAUUGAGUUAAUUUUUUCUUUAUAGCAACGUUAAGUAAGGAAAAUCGUAUGUCAUUAUAAGGCAUCUUCGCAUUAAAAAAUUUGGUCUAAAUAUUCAAAGUAGGUCUUUCAUAUAAUUUGUUGAAAUGCACGUGUGCAAAAUUUCAUUGAGAUAGCUCAUGAAACAUUUUCACAAUUCUCCUCAACGUUGACCUCAUUAUGCAAAGGUCGCACAUGCCAUUUUGGAUUAAUGAAUCCGCCCCCUUAUAAAUGACGGAAAACGCCGAUACUUAGCUUAGGAAAUAUUCAUUAUUACCUCUAUAUAUUCAUCAAAAUAUUUGAUAACUUGUGUUUCAGAAUGCAUUUUGAAGACAUUUAAACUAGAAUUUUUAAAUUUGAGCUUUAAAAAGCCGGUAGAGUCCAUAUUAUUAACUAUCAGAAUUGACCGUGUGCAAAUAGUCAGGGAAACCAUUCACAGCCAUUUGCCUAAUGUUAUGCCGUAGUACUACCUCAAGUUUCACUCAUAAGAGUUUGCCGUUUGCAAAAACUAUUAACACCAUUGGUCAGGGAAAGCUUUAGUUAAUUAGUCAUGUGCUAAAGUUGAAAGUUCAAAAUAAGUAGAUCCCAAACAACAUUUUAGGGGGUGCGUUGCCUUAUAUAGACUAUAUAGCAUAUACCAGUAUAAUGGACGCUGAAGAUUUGGUAAACAGAAAAGCCAUAUAUUAAUCCAUUAUUUUAAAUUUAUUGUUAUACAUAGUGCAUAGUUAGAUAAACUAUAAUUUAUAUAUAAUUGUAUAACAAUAUUAAAAUUUUUUGUUAAUACAGAAUUAGUUCUGAAAAUAAAAGUCGCAUAAAAUUAUCAUUAAAAUGAGAGUUAUAUAGCUCAUGAUGCGAACAGCGGAAUUUGGUUACAGAAUGUGGAGAUGCAGUCCAUGUUAAAAAUGACAAACGAGGUCGUACUUUAAAAAUUCAUAACUUUAAAACUACAACAGCUAAAAAUAUGAUUUUGGUGUUAUAAUUUUUUUUAAAAUUUGCUCUUUUCAACUAUGCCCUUGGUUUAUUUUUACAAAAAGUUUUAAUUUUCUAAUCAACGUACCUACUUAAAUAAGUGUGUUGCUCUAGUAAUUUUUGAACCAGUUCCAUGAUUGGUUAGUCUGUACCUUGCCAUAUAAAAAAAUUAUGGUGAUCAUAUUUAGUAAUUUUUAAAAGACAAUUUCUCAGUAGUGUUACGGCUUUCCAACCUCUUACGGCUUUCCAACCUCUUACGCCUCAGUUGCAUUAUACCAAAUCUGAUACACCAAAUCUGUUCGUUAACAGCACUCCAUUUUCAGGGUUGCCUAGUGAUGGUAACUCUUCUUACUAAGGAGUUACAAAGAGCCUAUUUAUGUUUCGUUGGAGUUUGGUGGCUGUGUGCUUGAUUUUAUGCUACUUUUGAUUUUAAACUAAUUUUAAUUUUUAAAAAGAAAUAGGGAUGUGUAGUUUUAGGCUAAAUGGUGUUUGCCCUUUUAGAUUGCUUCAAUGCAACUACAUCGGCUGUUAGUCUCGACAGUAAUGAAUUUAAUGCAGAAGUACUUGCAGAAUUAGAUAAGGGAAAUAAAAAUUAUAUUGAAUUAGUUUAAAAAAUGUAUAUCCUUGAUACUGAUUGGUCAGAAGAUGAAGAUGGUGUUUAAUAUAGAUAGAUCUGACUGGUCUAACCAAUUACCUUCAAUUCACAUUGAAGAAUUUUAGGUGUACCUGGUUCUAAUGGAGACUUAUUUUAAUUAGAAUGUAUUUUUGUCUUUAAAAUCAUCAGAAUUUUUUUGUAUAAUGAGAGGAAAGAUUGAUUUUUAAUAAACUUUUCAAGUCAGGCAACAUUUGGUCAAAAUGGAGUUAUUUCUCUUUGCUUUAUACUAAAGUUAAUUUUGUAAUGGGUGCUACGGCACCGUUAUUACAUCUUGGUAUCGGUUUAUAUUGUUGACAUGGAUUUUAUAUCAACAGGAGAAAUUGUUGAGGUGACCAAACAAGGCAUUUUUUCAAAAGCCAUUGUCCCAAGACCUGAAGCACAACCCCCAGCUUUCUGCAUAUUUGAAUAUGUAUAUUUUGCAAGGCCUGACACUGUAUUUGAAGGUAUAAAUAAAUGUCACUCUUUGUUUUAUAGGUUUAAUUCUCAUUUACCAUCCCUAAAUGGCUUACAGUACAAUAUUAAGUUAAGCAUAAAUUAUAUUGAUUUUUUUGUUUGUUGCUGUUCAAACCUUGGUUUUCAAUUUUAGGCCAAAUGGUUGCAAGUGUUAGAAGGCGUUGUGGUAAGCAGCUUGCUUUAGAGUGGCCAGCUGAUGUAGACCUGGUCAGCACUGUCCCUGAGUCUGCAACACCAGCUGCCAUGGAAUAUGCAGCACAAGUAAGUUUGGGCCUGUCAUUUUUUCACUUCAUUCAAAUCUCUGCCACGUUUGUAAAUUUUUGGACUAUUAAAUUUGUUUCCUUUUAAACUCUUGAAUGCACUGAAAGAAAGUUAUCAUUUUUUUAGGAUAGGAAGAGUAGUUCUUUUAUUUUAAAAGGAAAUGUUUCUUUGAGAAGUCUUUUUCUGUCUUAAUAAAUGACUUUAUUAUUAAUUAAAAUCUCACGUCUUUACUGAUGUCAAAAAUGUUUUCAUUCACUUAGAAGUCUUUGAUUUUGAGUGCGUUCAUUAAAAUUUACAGCUCAACAUCCCAUAUUUAGAGGUCCUGUGCAAAAACCGAUAUGUUGGACGAACAUUCAUCCAGCCAUGCACACGACUUCGCAAACUAGGUGUGGCUAAGAAAUUUGGCCCGCUGGUUGAUAAUUUUUAUGGAAAACGAUUAGUGCUUAUUGAUGAUUCAAUAGUCAGAGGCAACACUAUGGCAGCCAUAGUUGCACUUCUAAAGAAAUCAGGGGCUAAAGAGGUUAGUGAUGCAAUUUUUUUUAUUGUUUUAAUGUUUCAUUUUUAACUAUAACUAUAGAAUUUAUAAAAGAGCAUCUGAAUCAUCAUAUCAUGAAAGUAAAUGUUUAAAAAAAUUACAUUUCAGACCAGCCAUUAAAAAAAAAACUCUAAUUAUAAAGAUUUGAUUUUAUUUCUUCAGGUACAUAUUAGAGUGGCCUCCCCUCCAAUUAAAUAUCCCUGCUACAUGGGAAUAAACAUCCCAACAAAAGAAGAACUUAUUGCUAACAUUAUCCCACUGGAUCAAAUAGCUAAAGAAUUCGGUAUGUGUAAAUUGUCGUCAAAUAAUGCAAAAGCAGCUUAAAUUUAAAAAUUAAAAGUUCUGUCAGAUUAUUUAAGAACUUAUUUUCAGUUUAUCUUUAGUCAUUAUGUAAUUUACAUACAAGAUAUUUAAAUUUUCAUAACUUUUGAGCUGCAAUGUCUUUCAUCAUAUCAUUAAGUAUGUAAUUAUGGCUGUAAUGCUGUGUUCAAUAGGCACGCAAAAUAAAUUCCCAGAAGUUAGCACUAAUGAGAUUCCUAUACACUGCAAUACUUGAAUGCAUGUUUCUCAAGUAAGGAAGUUCAUGCAUUGUUGCCAUCAUUGUUUGGCGGGUUAUUGCUAGUGAUUAUAUAAAAAUUAGUUCUGUAAAUACAAACAUUUUUUAAAUGUGUCGAUUUAAAAGGAAAUUGUUAAACUAAUUAUUUUCCAGGGGCAGACUCUGUGCAUUACUUGUCAUUGGAUGGACUCAAGAGAGCUGUUUCUGAAGGGAUAAAAGCAGACCAGGAAUCUGGCCACUGCACAGCUUGCUUAAGUGGAGAAUAUCCUGUAAAAAGGCUAGAGUGGUGAUGGCCCUCUUUUCUGUGUGAGUGAAGUUCCAAUAGAAAUGGAAUCCAGGCAGCAGCAUUCAUUUAUUAACAGCAUAGUAAUUGGAAGUUUCCAACUAAAUGCGACAGACUUUUUUUUUUUUUUUUUUUAAGAGAGUAUCAUAGACUUGCUAGAG
Messenger RNA from Lymnaea stagnalis (great pond snail), 12234 nucleotides. The record is from the annotation of a GenBank genome assembly. Lineage: Eukaryota; Metazoa; Mollusca; Gastropoda; Lymnaeidae.